AUAUCCAUUUCUUGGGGGAAAAAGACAUUGGGAGCAGUGGGGCCGAGCCGUUGACCUCCUUCCUCACAGCAAUUACAAUUCCCUAGAUUCAUCCAGUGUGCUUCGCCCUAAUACAUUGCUUGCACUAUGAGUAAAGGGGGUAACAUCAAAGUGGUAGUCCGCUGUCGGCCACUCAACAGUCGAGAGAUCAGCAGGAAAGCAGAAUGCAUCAUAAGGAUGGAUGGCAAUAUGACAACUAUCACUAAGCCAGAUGGACCAGAUGGCGGUGGGGGCGCUACGAAAUCAUUUUCGUUUGAUCAUUCUUACUGGUCUUUUGAUAAGAACGACUCAAAUUACGCAGGACAACAACGGUUAUACGAGGAUUUGGGCGUCGAAUUGUUAAAUCAUGCUUUCAGCGGAUACAAUACCUGCAUCGUAGCAUACGGACAGACAGGAAGCGGUAAAUCAUACUCAAUGAUGGGAUAUGGAGAAGAUCGCGGCAUUAUACCCUUAUCCUGCCAUGAACUCUUUCGGCGGAUAGAGGCUAAUAAGGAUCCUACACUGAGUUACCGAGUUGAGGUCUCGUACAUGGAAAUUUACUGCGAACGGGUUCGUGAUUUAUUAAAUCCAAAGAACAAAGGGAAUCUCAAAGUACGUGAACAUCCGUCCCUGGGCCCGUACGUCGAGGAUUUAUCAAAACUUAUUGUCACCUCCUUUCAAGACAUCGAGAACUUAAUGGAUGAAGGCAAUAAGGCUCGAACAGUGGCUGCAACAAAUAUGAACGAAACAUCCAGUCGAUCUCAUGCGGUUUUCACAGUUUUGCUCACUCAAAAGAGAUACGAUAUUGAAACCAAAUUAGAAACAGAAAAAGUCUCCCGAAUAUGUCUUGUGGAUCUUGCAGGAAGUGAGAGAGCUAAUUCGACUGGAGCAACAGGUGCGCGUCUUAAAGAGGGAGCAAACAUUAAUAAAUCAUUGACAACACUGGGCAAGGUCAUUUCGGCCUUGGCGGAUGCUUCCAGUGCUUCAGUGCCCAAGAAAGGAACCAAGAAACCCCCAGAAGUGUUUAUACCCUAUCGUGACUCCGUUUUGACUUGGCUUUUGAAGGAUUGCUUGGGCGGGAACUCAAAAACAGCGAUGAUUGCAGCCUUAUCACCAGCAGAUAUCAACUACGAUGAGACAUUGAGCACCCUUCGCUAUGCAGAUCAGGCCAAGAAGAUAAAGAACAAGGCUAUCGUGAACGAAGAUCCAAACGCUAAAUUAAUUCGUGAAUUAAAGGAGGAACUGCAGGAGCUACGGUCAAAAUUGGGUGUAUACGAUCCACUACAGACAGGAUCUACUGUGGUACCUUCUAAUACCUUAGUGACCAUUGUAGAUCUCCAUGGAAAUCCAAGGACACUUACGAGAGAGCAGUUACAGGAUGAAGUUCAGGCGUCGGAGAAGAUCAUGGCGGAGCUAAACGAGACAUGGGAGGAGAAGCUCAGAAGAACUCAGGAGAUCCAAUUGGAGCGUGAGCGAACUUUAGAGGAGCUUGGAAUUUCUGUUGAAAAAGGCCAUAUUGGUGUACACACCCCUAAAAAGAUGCCACAUCUUGUGAAUUUGAGUGAGGAUCCACUCAUGUCGGAGUGCCUUGUUUACCAACUAAAACCUGGACAGACUCACGUUGGACGAUUGGAGUCUUCAAUGCCAGCCGACAUUCGCCUCUCAGGAUCCAAUAUUCAUGAUCAGCACUGUUAUUUUGAGAACAUUAACUCAGUUGUCACAUUAUACCCCGGUACGUCCUCUAUGACAAUGGUCAAUGGGUUGCGUAUUAGUAAGCCAAAGAGACUGCGCUCAGGGUUCAGAGUUAUUUUGGGUGACCAUCAUGUGUUCCGCUUCAACCAUCCGGAAGAGGUUCGUAAGGAGCGCGACCAGCAGCAGCAGCAACUAAACACUGGGGGAUCGAGUUCAAACUCACCUCCCGCCUUGAAGAAUCAGCAUCCUACCCACUCAAAUAGUAUGGAGGACGAUCGGCCAGAAGAUCGGCCAGAUUCUCCCAUUUCGUCUGCCUCAAUUAUGUCAGAAUUUUUGGACUAUAAUUAUGCUCGCAAAGAGGCUGUCAUUCAUGCCCACAUGCUUUCAGAAUCCAGUAUCCAUCAUCUCAAGGACCAUGAUUUGGAGUUGCUGUUUGAAAACAUCGCAAAAGUCAGAUAUAUGCGCAAGAGUGUACGCUCUGAUAGUCGUCCAGGGUCAACUGUUGAUGACGAUACGGAAUCUAGAUCAUCACGGAUGUCGACAAUCGAGAGAUGGCAUGGGGAACACACUUUGUUUGAAGAUGAGCGAGAGAGCCCUAUCCCUCCACUGGAAUCGUCAGCACUAGCUCUAAAAGAGAAGCUAAGGUUGGCCGAGCUGGAGGUGCAGCAGAUGACACAACAACGUAUAGAAUACGAAGCCAAGAUUCAAAAUCUAUCGGCAGCAGAAGCAAAAUCAGAUGAGCUUCUUGCAGAGAAAUCACAGAUGGAAGAGAGGCUGCGACGAGCUGAGGAGGAUUUGAAGGCGCGAUUGGAAGAUCAGCGGCAGCAAUAUGAGGAGAAGAUGAAACGGAUGUCAAUUAUGAGCAUGACGAGUAGCCAUCUCGAUGAGGUGAAGCUCAAAGAGAAUAUUCUGCCAAUGUAUUCUGAUCAUGAGCUUAGACUUAUCAAUAAAACUUUGGCUUCUUGGAAGCAGCAUCGGAGGAUCCACAUGGCGGAAAUCAUCCUGACUAACGCAGUGUUGAUCAAAGAAGCCAACAUCAUCAGUCACGAGUUGUCCAAACAGGUUGUCUACCAGUUCACCAUAGUGGAAGCUGGACCCUUGGGGAAUCCAGGCUCAUAUUGGGAGUCAACAGCGGGUAUCUCUCAAUACAGCAAUGACGAGGAUACAUCGCUACACAUUGCACAGCGGCCUUGCGUUGCCAUCAGAGUCAUUGACAGCAAGCACAACGUCAUCUACGUUUGGUCAUUUGAAAAGCUCAAAGUUCGUUUGCAACGAAUGCGGAAUCUUUACAAUAUUUCUGAUCGGCCUCAAUACCGGGAGCAUUUCAAUAUGGGGGAUCCAUUUUAUGAAGCGCCAGUGCCUCGAUUCACAUUCAUAGGAAGCGCCUCAGUCAUAUUACGGAGCCUAUGCAGCAUACAGUUCAAGGAGUCAGUGGUUCCAAUCCUUUGUCGAAUCACAGGACAAGUGGUCGGGAAUGCAAGGGUGGCAAUUUCACCACUUAGCUAUAAUAAUACCGAAAGACCUGUUGGUUUGAAGAUUCCGCCGUUAAAAUCGCAGACAAAUAAUCGCAUCCAGAAGCACGACAAAUGUCAAGACCAACCAACCUCAUUAGAUACACCCAGCGGGUUGAAAGUGGGGGACCAGCUUUUGUUUGAAAUCUCACUCCUGACAGUUGAAGGGUUCUCUGAACAGCAAUAUACCCAGAUCCACGCUCAAUUCAGACUUUCUAACUUUACAGAAGCAGCAGUAGGAGGAGGAGCGGCAGCAAGCGUGGGAAAGAAUGUUGGUGUCCUCCAAGCAAGCUUGGUUCGAGGGGACAAGCUGUUUGCAACUGAUCCUGUAGGCGGUUUUGAUGAAGGUCCGAUUUUUUUUGGGUUUUCGCAGGUAUUAUCUAUAACUGUCACACCAUCAAUUUUGGACAUCCUCUUGCGUGGAUCUUUGAACUUUGAGUUCUUUGGAGAGGCUACAUCAACUACAUUAGCAGCGUGGGAAAAAUGGGAUAAAGAUAAGGAGGAUACACAUCAACCGCAAGCUAGCGCCACCGCUGCAUCAAACAAGUUACCAGCAGUAAAUGGACAUCCCUCUCUACGAAGUCGGCGCAGACCUCAUGUGGGUUGCGAAGGCUCUUUGUCAUCACUAUCAGAACGGCGAUCUGAAGAUGAAUUGACUAUGGAGGAACACCACGACGUCCUUGCUCACGUUCAAGUAUGCGAAUUAGCACCAUCAGGUGAUUACAUGCCUGUGCAAGUGAUCUCUAAAUCGACGGUUGAUAUAGGAGCUUUCCAACUUCGUCAGGGACUGCAGCGGCGGAUUGUACUGACACUAUCUCACACGUCUGGUCAUCAAUUCGCAUGGAACCAUGUUUCCAAGAUUAAUAUCGGAAGAGUGAGAUUGCUCGGCAAUAAUGGCAAAAUAACAGAGUCCUCUCCUCGAGAAGACGUUUCGCUCAACAUUGUCCCUGGACAAAAGCCCGAAUAUCUUGCUGAUGGCACUAGUGUUUUAAUUGUUUAUGCCUCAUGGGACAGUACUCUGCAUGAGUCUUUGUUUUUGAACAGGGUAACUACAUCGAACACGCGUAUCCUUCUGACGCUGACUUGGUUUGUAGAGGCGGAGAGGUGCAUGGAGCCUAUUUGUUUCCGUAUGGAUAUUGCAGCUCAGAUUCAGGACCGGGAGGCACGAGCAGGAUCGCAUGCACCCUAUAGAUUCGUCCCAAUGUUUCUGCAGCACUCUACUACGCGAGUUCUCAAGAAGGCAAGUGGACUGUUCCUAUUGACACUACGACCAAUUGUGGCCAGAAAUGCAUCAGAGCUAUGGCGGUUGAAUACUGCCAGCAAAUACGUGAGAGGUGAAGAGUUUCUGGCUGGGGUUUGGAGACCUCGUGGCGUAUCGCUUAUUAAUGACUUUAACUUGACAAGGAAGGGAAUCCGUAAAUUGGAAGCUGUUGAAAAAACAAGGCAAUGGCUUCAACUAGUUGAAACUAGCAAACAGUACAAGUCAUUCCUGUGCAGAGACAAAGGGAACCAUACCGAAGAUGAUUGUAUGGAAGAGGACAAUGAUAAGGCACCUGAGUUAGCCAGACAGGGGCUUUUGCGUAAAGUGAUCGACCUAUGGCGCUUCAAAACUGUUUCAAUACAAGAUAUAUUAAUCAGUCAGGACCCUCCUUCAACGAACGCUGACAACUUGACUGUUAUCAAGCAACCUCGCCCAACACCAAAACUACAGUCAGAAGUUAAAUUGAUAACCAAGAGCGAUAUUGUAUCCAAGAAAGGGUACCUUUUUUAUCCUGAGAAUAGAGAUGAGAACUGGAUCAAACGCUGGUUUGUGAUUCGGAGGCCUUAUAUGAGUGUCUAUACCAACUCAUCAGAAACGGAAGAACUUGGUGUCAUCAAUCUUACCCAUGUCCGUAUCGACUACAAGCGCGAUCUCGAGAUCAUGUUAAACCUGCAGCACGUCUUUGCGAUAUACACAUCUAGCAACUCAUACAUGAUGCAAGCGCCAAACCGCAACGAAAUGUGCUCAUGGCUGAGUUGUCUUGAUCCAUUUUUUGACUUAACUCAGAUCCCUCAAGAAAAGCCUUGAAAGAAGAAAAACCUACCAUUUCAUUUCUAAUCUUUUCUACAGGAUCACUAGG
Lobosporangium transversale is the source of this 5341-nucleotide messenger RNA. RefSeq lists its product as hypothetical. The record is from RefSeq and is a predicted model, not a curated record. The coding region runs from base 127 to 5289 and encodes 1720 amino acids. Gene Ontology annotation, molecular function: ATP binding; microtubule binding; ATP hydrolysis activity. NCBI's taxonomy places the organism in Eukaryota, Fungi, Mortierellomycota, Mortierellomycetes, Mortierellales, Mortierellaceae. Gene Ontology annotation, cellular component: microtubule; kinesin complex. The transcript has 10 exons. Gene Ontology annotation, biological process: microtubule-based movement; cytoskeleton-dependent intracellular transport.